This is a messenger RNA of Beauveria bassiana ARSEF 2860, 900 nucleotides long. Its product is annotated as nonribosomal peptide synthase, putative. Lineage: Eukaryota; Fungi; Ascomycota; Sordariomycetes; Hypocreales; Cordycipitaceae. The transcript has a single exon. The record is from RefSeq and is a predicted model, not a curated record. Bases 1 to 900 code for a protein of 299 amino acids.
AUGGACAAUAAAGUCUAUAUUCAACAUUUGAAUGAUUUUGCUUGCAAAGCGCAAAUCAAGAGUAGCCCGGAAGAUACUGUCGAACAACAGCUCCAGUCUCUCUGGGCAGACGUGCUCGAUCGUCCGAUAUGCAGCAUCGACACAACGAUCCCUUUUACACAAUUUGGGGCAGAUUCCUUGGAUGUGAUUCGAUUCAUUUCCAAAACCCGGGCUCGAGGAAUAGAAUUCGACAUUCCGCAAGUCUACGCUAGCAAAGCUAUCCAACAGCUUGCUCAUAUCCAGCAGCCUCUUUUACAGCAGCAGACUGCGAUUCAAAAACCAGUGUAUCAGUCAUUCAGCGCAAUUACGGUCAAUCUACCACUAGGCAUACUCAUAAAGAAUGCAUCUACCAUAUGCCAAGUUAGGGUAGAAGACAUUAAAGAUAUUCAGGACAACACAGUACCAAGUUGGCCUGAUGACUGCGGACUUGAGAUCACCAGGGACAUAUGUCUGCGCGUUAUCGACGUUGAGGCUGGCAGACGCGACCUCGCUCUAGGGCUGUCCCAUGCUCAAUACGAUGGUUUCUGUUUGCCGACAAUACUAAACAAUCUCAGCUUGGCAUAUGCUGCUGGGAAGCGUUGGGAAAAUCCAAGCCGGCCUAGGUAUAGAGAUUUCAGCAAGCACACGGCCAACCAGUGCAAUGAGGAGUCUGAUUGCUUCUGGAGAGAAAAGUUAAAGGGUAGUACCCUCACAAGCAUUGUGAGACGUUUGGGCCGCAACGCUCGACCCAUCAUGUCGCAAGGCUUGAAGCAAAUCAUUCCAUUCCAAUUCAAUAAGCAUUUCGGAACCGUCAGCUACCCUGUGAUGCUCAAAGUUGCAUGGGCAAUUGGACAAGGCGGCCAAGAUUCGGCCGAGGCUUGA